UUUCAAACUUGUUCAAAUUAACCCCACUAUGUACACUCGUACACUCGAUUCGCAUGCGCGCCAAGUCAAGUGUCCUCUCUCUCAUACCAAAUCACUGCACCUUCCUUCCUCCUUCACCACCACCCCAAUCAUCGAAAAACGUGUACUCGUUGCGGAUUCGAAAGAGCCUCGAUUUGAUGCCCAUGUGAGUGAGCGCUCUCAAAAAUCCGCAAGAGCAACGAAAGAAGGCAGAAGGAAGAAGAAGAAGAAGCAUAAGUGCAUCGCAUCGAAUCGCAGUAUCAAAAAAGCAGCAUCGCUUCCGAAUCUCUCUCUAGACCCAUUCAUAACGCCCAUGGCCCUUUUCCAGCAGCAAAAACAAGCGCGCAUCUCAUGAUGAAUUUUCCCCGCCAAGAAAAUUUUGCUUGUGCAAGGCAGAGAAAAGCUUUCAUAACACAGUUCGGGUAAAGUGAGGCAAGAAUGCAUGUCCUCAAUGCAAUCAAUCCAUGGCAAGAAGCAAGCUCUUUCUUUCGCGCGCGCUUUCUCUCCCUCUCUCUCUCUCUAUUUCCUCUCCACCCGUCGGGCGAUGCAGGCGUGACAUUAGAAGGCGUUCCGAUGAUAAUACAGUCCGAAGGUAUGAUACAACGAGGCCAUGCGAAACAGAAGGGGUAUCUCAUGCGAUUCAAGACUCAUCCUUGUCUGCCGCCAUCGGUGACUUGGAUCGGUUUCGUGCAGCUGGCGGUGAUGCUGCUUCGGAC
Pseudocercospora fijiensis CIRAD86 is the source of this 734-nucleotide messenger RNA. RefSeq lists its product as uncharacterized. NCBI's taxonomy places the organism in Eukaryota, Fungi, Ascomycota, Dothideomycetes, Mycosphaerellales, Mycosphaerellaceae. The record is from RefSeq and is a predicted model, not a curated record. The transcript has a single exon. Bases 29 to 373 code for a protein of 114 amino acids.